Belonocnema kinseyi is the source of this 2490-nucleotide messenger RNA. It is a transcript of the gene Pka-C1, whose product is annotated as cAMP-dependent protein kinase catalytic subunit 1. Gene Ontology annotation, cellular component: cAMP-dependent protein kinase complex; nucleus. Lineage: Eukaryota; Metazoa; Arthropoda; Insecta; Hymenoptera; Cynipidae. The record is from RefSeq and is a predicted model, not a curated record. The transcript has a single exon. The coding region runs from base 781 to 1842 and encodes 353 amino acids. Gene Ontology annotation, biological process: peptidyl-serine phosphorylation. Gene Ontology annotation, molecular function: ATP binding; cAMP-dependent protein kinase activity.
ACGUUGACGUCUGCGUUGUUCUGCUCUUGCUGCUCGUGUUUGCUCGGCUCGUUGCUCGGUGCUCGGUGCGCGUCAGCGAGUCAAGUUCUCCUGAAGAGAGCAGUGUUCGUCUUCUCUACCAUUUGUCGCAUUUGUGUAAAUUCCGGGAGGAGUAGCAGGCCGUGCCGCCAUCUUAGAGAAGGCCUCGUCUGCUGUACUAGACAGAUUGAGUUCAACGCUCAACGAUAAUAAAGUGACAUCGGAAAGUGUCAACGUCGGCUAGGAAAAAGUGCGAUUGUGACUGGUGCUUUAUCUGUUAUCCCGUGUGCUACGAAAGUGUAGGUGGUCGGUGAAUCGGUCUGUCCGCUCGUGUUUGGCUAUACGACACACUACCUACUAUACAUAUGUACCUGACACCGUUCAGGAACGACCCUCGGACACUGGAGUAGGAAGCAAACGAAAAAUAGUGAGUCACUCUGUGUGGGUUAGCCCUAAUUUGAGAAGGCCAGACAACGGGCUGGGAAGGGCUGAGAGCGGGUUGCAAAUUGUCUGCUGGUGAAAUAUGGCGCGGGUUGCAGACAAGGGACAGUAUUGACCUAUUUAUACCUUGGGUGUAGGAAGCUGGUUUUCAAAGACGUCAAAGAACCAGGUAGGUGGGGAACCUCCUGCUCCAGCAAGUCCAAGGCUUUCCACGAGCCAAUUUACGGUAAUUAGUGUCGCUCGCCUUAGUGCGAAAAAAACGAAACCCUGAAGAAACUCGACGUCCGUGGAGCCCUGGCAGGCUGGAGCGCGGCUGGUAAAAUGGGCAAUAAUGCCGCGACUGCGAAUAAGAAGGUGGACGCGGCAGAGAGCGUCAAGGAGUUCCUGGACCAGGCCAAGGAGGAGUUCGAGGAGAAGUGGAAGAAAAAUCCGACCAACACCGCCGCUCUCGACGACUUUGAGAGAAUCAAGACUCUGGGCACCGGCUCCUUCGGUAGGGUCAUGAUAGUGCAACACAAGCCCACCAAGGAGUAUUAUGCCAUGAAAAUACUCGAUAAACAGAAGGUGGUCAAGCUCAAGCAGGUGGAGCAUACGCUCAACGAAAAGCGGAUUCUCCAGGCUAUCAGUUUUCCUUUCCUCGUCUCGUUGCGAUUUCAUUUUAAGGACAACUCGAAUUUGUACAUGGUGCUCGAAUAUGUGCCAGGGGGCGAGAUGUUCAGCCACCUGAGAAAGGUCGGUCGCUUUUCCGAACCUCACUCCAGGUUCUACGCCGCGCAGAUCGUCCUCGCAUUCGAGUACCUUCACUACCUCGACCUCAUCUACAGAGAUCUCAAGCCUGAGAAUCUUCUUAUAGACUCCCAAGGUUACCUCAAGGUCACCGAUUUUGGUUUCGCCAAGAGAGUGAAAGGCAGGACGUGGACCCUGUGUGGAACGCCUGAGUACCUCGCACCUGAGAUCAUUCUUAGCAAGGGUUACAACAAGGCAGUGGACUGGUGGGCGUUGGGGGUCUUAGUGUACGAAAUGGCUGCCGGCUAUCCCCCUUUCUUUGCUGAUCAGCCGAUUCAGAUCUACGAGAAGAUCGUGAGCGGAAAAGUGCGCUUCCCCUCCCACUUUGGCUCCGAUCUCAAGGACCUCCUGCGCAACCUGCUGCAGGUGGACCUCACCAAGAGGUAUGGCAACCUCAAGGCCGGAGUCAACGACAUCAAAGGACACAAGUGGUUCACCAGUACCGACUGGAUAGCAGUCUUCCAGAAGAGAAUCGAGGCCCCGUUUAUACCCAGGUGCAAGGGCCCCGGUGACACUAGCAAUUUCGACGACUACGAGGAGGAGGCACUCAGAAUCUCCUCCACCGAGAAGUGCGCCAAGGAGUUUGCCGAGUUCUGAACGGUCGACCCGAUCGUCGAUUAUGGAUGCUGGUAUGCGAAGAAACCGCGACGCGUCCCGGACGAGCGAACGUCCGCGGGGAGACGGCGUCGACGUCCAAGGCUAAUUUUUACCAGGAAGAAUAUCUUUUCUCCAAAGAGCCGCUCGUCGCUCGACACCAGGGUCACAGGCAGUGGAGACUCUAUGUCCCCUCGGUGCUCCCAAAAUCACAAAUCCUCAAUUGUCCUCAAGUCCCCAAUAAUCCCCGAAUCCUACUCUUCGAUUAAGUGAUAUUCCUGGCUUCGGCUCUGCUCGGCUCUUCCAGGAGGGACGGAGGACGACAACCGAUACUUCCAUACGUGGUACCAUUUACGAGCAUUGGACCAUUUUGCUUUGUUCGCCGAUGUACAAAGUUCGUUAAACGCUAGCUAGUCGCCGCGCCGUAACUAUUCUACUUUAACGAAACACGCGACUACUCCCAAGGACGCGGUGAGUUGUUUCCAGAGUGUACCUUGCGACGAGGCACGUUGUUCGGUACAAGUUUAUAUGGAUGGUGCUGUUGUCGUGAAUUUAUUUGUCAUAGUGCAAUUUAGUAAUCGAGAAUCUAAAUGUCCUGAGCGUCAGCGAGAAUUGGGGCUUUCAACCCUGUCCAAGGAUUGCAAAAAAAAA